Messenger RNA from Galleria mellonella (greater wax moth), 1270 nucleotides. RefSeq names its product UPF0193 protein EVG1 homolog. The transcript is spliced from 5 exons. NCBI's taxonomy places the organism in Eukaryota, Metazoa, Arthropoda, Insecta, Lepidoptera, Pyralidae. The record is from RefSeq and is a predicted model, not a curated record. The coding region runs from base 131 to 973 and encodes 280 amino acids.
UAAUAUAGGCAAUACGUUAUUUUGUAAUCUGUGACCGUUGCCCGGGCAAUUUGAAUACAAAGUAGGUAGGUAACUACAUGGUUUUCGUAUAUUAUAAACUUAAUAAAAAAGCAUUAAAUAGAUAAUAAAAAUGGAAAAACCAGAUUCUCAAGGAUUUGUUAAUAUAACGUGGCCCAGUAAAACAGUUCCCCAUGGUGGUAUAUUUCAUUCUAGAAUUGUGGAACCUUCAGCUGACAAAGAACAAUUAUUAAAAGUGCUUUUGGAAGAAUCUAAACUUACUAUCGCCCAGCGACGAAAAAGUGCGUAUACUCUAAGACAAGAUGACCAGAAACCAGACCGUCAGCAGUCUAUGCGAGAACAAAUGCCGCUAGUGCGCCCGCGUACUUCCCGCCGACGCUCUCUCUCUACUAUUAGAGAAUCUGGGAUUUUUGACAUAGAGCCAUAUUGUCCAUUAAAACGCGGUGAAGAUCGGGAGAGGUUAAAGGAGAAAUUGGCAAAUUUCAUGGAGCACGGUGAAGCACCAGUGCAACAACUGCCUCCUGCGCCUCGACCCGUGAAAGUAACUCCCAAGUUACCCACCAAUAAAGAAAAAUGGAACGAUCUCGUUACCCAAAUUCGGGAGCGGACUGAGUGGCUUACUGAAAUGGAGUAUCUGGGUGAGGCGGGACCACAUAGGGAUAUUAUAAACGAUCAGAUAGCAGAAAGGAUGCGUGCCCUGGAUGCCUUAAACUUGGACGAAUGUAUCACCAACAGAUCUACUGAUUCAGGAUUCAGUACAGUGAGAAGCAGGGAGAAACAAAUGAGUGCUAGAAGUAACGGAAGUGUGGCAAAAUCUGUGUCCUCAACACAUUCUAUUAAGCUGUCAAAGAAGGCCGGGCAAUCUUCGGCAGUAAGACGUAAACCUAUUGAAGAAAAUAUUUCAGCAUAUGGACAAUUAUCCCCACUACAGUACUCGCCAAGGCGUCGCGUAUAACAAUAGUGUAGGGAAAACUUUGCUAAUUAUCUUUUAAAUUUUAUAAAUCCUUGCACAUAUAUUAGUAUAAUAUAUUUACAGGAACAUUUACAUUUUAUACUUAUAUAUUUAACUUAGAAAUUACUGUAUGUUAUGCUCAUGAGUGUAUAUUUUUUAUGUGCAAUAAAUCUUCAUUAUUUUACUAUUAUUAUUAUUUACAGGAAAUUAUAGUAAACUCACACCUACCAACAUUUUCUGUUCUAAAUAACAUAAUAUGAAUAUGAAAAUUAUAUUUUAAAUAAAGCAUUUUUGUGUGAU